AUGGCACCACAUACAGAAUCACGGGAAGCGCCACCAGUGUACAGAUGUUCUGAUCACCACUGGCAUUUCAUCCCUCACCGCGACGACUACGAUCUCUUGACUUCCCCCUGGUACCGUUGGAAAGUACCACAAGAAGAGCAAACUCUGUUUCCCUCUGGUACCCAAGUUUACGUAAAAGGCGGCGGUGAUGGGCCCUUUAUCGUCAAACGCAAGAUGCUCAGCGGGUUCUACGCCUUGCAGACAAGAUUACCGGAUAAUCGCACGGCGACACAUUGUUGUAUGGGAAGGUACAACGUCGAGGAUUACAGGUUGUGGCGGGAAGAGGAACUCAGUCGAGCGCCAUGGGGUCGCAAGAAGGAGGAGAUGCCACCAGCGUACGAGGCCUCGUCAUCGUCCUCAUCGGGACCUCCAGGGUAUUACCUCGCCCGGAGUUAG
Molecule: messenger RNA, 435 nt
Organism: Letharia lupina
Lineage: Eukaryota; Fungi; Ascomycota; Lecanoromycetes; Lecanorales; Parmeliaceae
Exons: 2
Coding region: 1-435 (144 amino acids)
Source: RefSeq, a predicted model, not a curated record